AUGGACGAGGAGUCUGGUGGCGCAAACUUCCAGCGGAAAAGGUCUCUCGUGAGAAACGAACGUCGGAGACUUGACCCCGAUGCCCCGAACUAUCACUAUGAGAAAUUGGUUUUGCAAGAAUCUGAUCAUCUCAAGGUGUUCCCAUCUGAAACAGGAGUGGAUCCGACUUCCUUCAACAGAGUGAAUUCCAGGCGGUCCAAGAGGACCGUGGAGUCAAUAGUAGAGCAUGAUGGAAAUGAAGACGGCAUCGCGAUGGACGACAUGACUCCUCCUGAAAUUCAAGAAAUAAAGUCUGGCCAGGAGAUGUAUGGCCUGAAUGAUGAGAUCGAGGCGUCUCAUCUGAAGAGUGCCCAGCCAAAACCUACACAUAAAGAUCUGAACGACGAUGGUAUGCUCCAGCCCAUAUGGAAUGCUUACUGUUACGUGAUCACUUUCUGGGCUCCAGCACCACUUCUAGCGCUGUUUGGUCUCGGCACAAAGGAGAGACAGUUUGCAUGGAGGGAGAAGAUUGCUCUGAUUUCCAUCAUCAUGUACCUUGGUGCAUUUGUGGCUUACAUAACUUUUGGAUUCACCAAAACUGUGUGUUCUAGGGCCAAGAUUAGUCUGCAGAACGACGAUAUCAGCACUGGAUACCUGGUAGUGAACGGGAGAGCAUACAAUCUCGAAUCGAGUUCCCAUCCGAAAGCGGCUGGCGUCCCGAGUGCUGCCAACGUGUUGUAUCCACCAGUGAAUGCCGGUGGAAAAGAUGCCUCUUUUCUGUUCCAGAAUGUCAACGGGAACUGCAAAGGUAUCAUUACCCCAAGAGACAAUUGCACCAUUCCUCACGAUGGUGAAGAGCUGGCAUGGUACAUGCCCUGUCGUCUUUUCGAGUUGGAUGGAUCGUCUUCUCCGAAUUUCACAGAAUCGUACUACAAUGGAUGGGCUUGUCACACUUCAACGAAGGCCAGAACUGCCUUCUACGAUGAUUUGAAAGCAACUGGUGAUGUAUUUUUCACCUGGGACCAAAUCAAGAACUCUUCGAGAAACCUGGUUGUGUAUUCUGGCUAUGUGCUGGACAUGGACCUUAUAAAUUGGAUUCAAUCAGACGACGUCGAGUACCCAGAUCUUUUUGAUAGGAUGAGAGACGAUGAGACCCUGAAAGGCCAUGAUAUCUCCAUGCUUCUGUCGGAAUCCUCAGAUAGGAAAGCAGCCAGAUGCCUGGUGGAAACCAUCAAGGUGGGAGUAAUAGAUUCCAAGACUAUUGGAUGUAUUGCCUCCCAAGUUGUUCUGUACAUUUCUCUGGUGUUUGUCCUGAUCAUUGUGAUCAUCAAGUUUGUCGUCGCUUGUUACUUCAAGUGGUCAGUCGCUCCCAAACAAGGUGCUUCAUAUGUGGACAUAAAGACCAUGGCUGAGAGGGACAACAAGAUGGAAAACUGGGCUGACGGUGCCGAGAGAGAGGCCCAGUCUGUGAUGCCUGUUGUUGCCGUUGAGGAAAGAGCACAACACCACGCAAAACGGUCAUCGCAAAUGCUCAAGCGUGGCAGCAGACUCUCUUGGGGAGGUUCAAUUGACAUUUUUGCCACGAACGAGUUUCUGGAUCCAACUUCGUCGGCUGUUGAUCCCAAAGAUUACAAUCCCAAGUACGUCACCAUGUCUACACAAGCAGCCAAGGCCGCUAAGAUGAAGGACAGACAAGGCAUGAGAGGAUCAAAUAUGGCCUUCAAACGCUCGAGUUCGUACCUCGACUUUGCAGGACCUUUUGAAAAUGCCAGUGUCAUUGGCGGUUCUGAGUAUAUGAACGCCACCACACUCUCUGCAGAUAUCGUGCAUCCCGAUGUUGUACCUCAGCCACCCGUCAGCUACGAGCCUUGGGGAUAUCCAUUGAUGCACACCAUGUGUCUGGUUACAUGUUAUUCCGAAGACGAAGAGAGUAUACGACUUACUAUGGACUCUGUGGCUACUACAGAGUAUCCAAACUCGCACAAACUGAUCGUCGUUAUUUGCGACGGUCUCAUCAAAGGUGCCGGCAACGACCGCACCACCCCGGAGAUUGCACUUGGUCUGAUGACUGACCUGGUGAUACCCGAGGAAGAAGUACAACCAUACUCAUACGUUUCCGUGGUGCAAGGUUCCAAGAGGCACAACAUGGCCAAGCUGUAUGCGGGAUUCUACAAGUAUGACGACUCCACGAUUCCACCAGAGAAACAGCAACGUAUUCCGGUGAUCACAAUUGUGAAGUGUGGAACCCCAGCUGAAGCUGGUGCUUCCAAACCAGGCAACAGAGGUAAGAGAGAUUCUCAGAUCGUUCUCAUGUCUUUCCUCCAACGAGUGACCUUUGACGAAAGAAUGACAGAGCUGGAAUUCGAGAUGAUGAAGAGUAUCUGGUCAGUAACAGGAAUCAUGCCAGAGAUGUAUGAAGCCGUUCUUAUGGUUGACGCCGACACAAAGGUGUUCCCAGAUUGUCUUACUCACAUGGCUGCUGAGUUUGUCAAGCAUCCAGAUAUCAUGGGCUUGUGUGGUGAGACAAAAAUUGCCAACAAAGCUCAGUCCUGGGUUACUGCCAUCCAAGUGUUUGAGUAUUAUAUCUCGCACCAUCAGUCCAAGGCUUUUGAGUCUGUCUUUGGAACUGUUACGUGUCUGCCCGGCUGUUUCUGCAUGUACCGUAUCAAAGCACCAAAGGGCUCGGAUGGCUUCUGGGUUCCUAUCUUGGCCAACCCCGAUAUUGUCGAAAGAUACUCUGAGAACGUGCUGGAUACCUUGCACAAGAAAAACCUGCUGUUGCUUGGUGAAGAUCGGUACCUCUCUUCGUUGAUGCUGAGAACGUUUCCGAAGAGAAAACAGGUCUUUGUGCCCAAGGCAAUUUGCAAGACCGUUGCUCCAGACAAGUUCAAAGUACUGCUUUCACAAAGACGUCGUUGGAUCAACUCCACAGUUCACAAUCUCAUGGAGUUGGUCCUGGUCAAAGACCUCUGUGGAACCUUCUGCUUCUCCAUGCAGUUUGUCAUCCUCAUCGAGCUUGUUGGAACGAUGGUUCUGCCUUGUGCCAUCUGCUUCACAUUCUACGUCAUCAUCUUUGCAAUUGUGUCAUCGCCUACUCCAGUGAUGUCUCUCGUGUUGCUCGGUGUAAUAUUUGGUCUUCCUGGCCUGCUGAUUGUGGUCACCACGUCUUCACUGAUGUACAUCGUGUGGAUGCUGAUCUACCUGCUAGCCUUACCCAUUUGGAAUUUUGUGCUUCCGACAUACGCUUAUUGGAAGUUUGACGAUUUCAGCUGGGGAGACACCAGAAAGACUCACGGCGGAGAUAAAGGAGGCCACGAUAAAACAGAAGGUGAGUUCGACGGCUCCCAGAUCGUCCAAAAGAGGUGGAGGGAAUACGAGAGGGAUAGAAAGAACGAGACUUCACCCAGGAAUGGAUUUUCAGCAGCAUAUCAACCCGGAACAGAGUUUGACGACUCCGUACUACAGGCGGAAAUGGACAAAAACUUUGUGGACAUGUCCUACGAGAAUGCUGAUUAUACCCCAACCAGACGAGGUCCUAGUCCUGGAUCCCAGUUGUUGUUGCCAUAG
Kuraishia capsulata CBS 1993 is the source of this 3546-nucleotide messenger RNA. RefSeq lists its product as uncharacterized. Bases 1 to 3546 code for a protein of 1181 amino acids. The transcript has a single exon. The record is from RefSeq and is a predicted model, not a curated record. Gene Ontology annotation, cellular component: cell periphery; cell septum. Lineage: Eukaryota; Fungi; Ascomycota; Pichiomycetes; Pichiales; Pichiaceae. Gene Ontology annotation, molecular function: chitin synthase activity.